This is a messenger RNA of Pecten maximus, 3909 nucleotides long. RefSeq lists its product as uncharacterized. The record is from RefSeq and is a predicted model, not a curated record. Lineage: Eukaryota; Metazoa; Mollusca; Bivalvia; Pectinida; Pectinidae.
CUGAUUGUUUUUUUUUAAAGACUUGUCGGUUUCCAUGGCAACGGUGAUCACUUUGAUACUUGAUACCUAUUUCCUUGCAUGAUAUUACAUUUAGACCAACAUAUGUAAAUUUGAAGCAUUUUGGUAAUUUUGACACUUUCCAUAUUUUGCCAAAAUUGCUCGAUGCUUGCUGACAUCCACUCUUAAAACUUAUGUUUGUUGUUAGAGGGGUAGCAUUACAUAUAUUCGAUCAUUGUGAUGAGUCUAUUUGGCUGUUUUACAGUGUAAACCGACCUGGUUCUCUUUAUAAUAACUUGUCAUUACCUGAAGACAACGUAGGUUCUCAUAGCUAGUGUCAAUAAUACAAAAGAUGCUUUCCUGUACGUUUAUUGAUUUGUUUCUUUCUUUUGCAUUAUGUCUAUUUUUCAUAUGUCAUACUUUUGUUGAUAAGCAUAGUCGACAUUAAUUCAAUAAGCAUUAUUAUUACGACAAAAACAUAUACAGUCACACCACGAGUCUUUGACAAAGGCUGGAUCACAACAGUGUAACGGUGUCCCUAGUUAUUCUAAGAAAAUUGAGUCGGUUUCAGCCCUCCAGUUUCUAGUCGAACAUUUGUCUUAUCUUCUUUUGUGUUCAUGAUUUUUAAAAACGAAAUCGAUAGCAAAUAAAGCGUGUAUUGAUUUAUAGUGGUAGGAAACAACCAGACUAUCUCCAUUCAAAUAACACCCAUUUUGAAUUCUGAGCUGAUAUGCAAACUUUUACGAAGGUGAACACUAUAAACAUAGCUCCGAUUGAUGUUUUUCUUUAAAAUAAUGUUCAUUACCAUGGUAUUACAACUAAACUUCAAUGUUAGUUACCAUGGCAUUGCAAGCAAACGCAAAUGUUCCUUACCGUGGUAUUGCAACUAAACGUCAAUGUUCGUUACCAUGGUAUUGCAACUAACGUCAAUAUUCGUUACCAUGGCAUUGUAACUAAACGUCACUAUUCAAUACCAUGGCUUUGUACUUUAACGUCAAUGUUCGUUACCAUGGUAUUAUAACUAAACGCUGAUGUUAGUUACCAUGGUAUUGUAACUAAACGUCAAUGUUCGUUACCAUGGUAUUGUAACUAAACGUCAAUGUUCGUUACCAUGGUAUUGUAACUAAACGUCAAUGUUCGUUACCAUGGUAUUGUAAGUAAACGUCAAUGUUCGUUAACAUGGCAUUGUAACUAAACGUCAAUGUUCGUUACCAUGGUAUUGUAACUAAACGCCAGUGUUCCUGACCAUGGUAUUGUAACUAAACGUCAAUGUUCGUUACCAUGGUAUUAUAACUAAACGCUAAUGUUAGUUACCAUGGUAUUGUAACUAAACGUCAAUGUUCGUUACCAUGUUAUUGUAACUAAACGUCAAUGUUCGUUACCAUGGUAUUGUAACUAAACGCCAGUGUUCCUGACUAUGGUAUUGUAACUAAACGUCAAUGUUUGUUACCAUGGUAUUGUAACUAAACGCCAGUGUUCGUUACCAUGGUAUUCUAACUAAACGCUAGCGAUUUGAAUAACAUGGUGUUAAGUUGCUAUUGUAUUUCGUCUAGUAUUUGACGAUCUAGGAUGUUUCAGGUGUUAUUACAUAAACCCAACUGAAAGAAGUGUUAGAUAUUGCCUAUGUGUCGAAAACAUAUAAUCGACGCAAACAGGAACACUGUUAUAAAAAUUCUAGCCAGAACCAAUGGGAUUUUGUUCUAAUGUUGCGGAUAUCCUUUUAGUAACGAUGAAUGGGGAAAUUUAACUAAACCUUGAAAUAAUUUUACACCUCUUGUCAUGAGGUGAUUUUCAACUCAAUGUCAAAUUGAAGAAUGAAAAGAUGAAAAGGCUUUAAAAUGUUUCAAUUCGAUCUUUUUGUAUGAGGCCUAUAUUAUGGGGAGUGAUAUUUUCGGGAAGGAGGUGGUGGGGGUGGGGGCGCACUAAAGCGGAAAAUACCUACCUACAGUAUCUAUACAUACAAUCGAACGCAUAGAAGGGCGAUCCACUAUAGUGGGAAAGGAAUACCUAUUUAUAUAUAAAAACAAAACUAUAGAAAAUACACAUCUAUUCAUAUACAUGUAUGGAAGUGUUUACUGUAGAAUGUUGGCUAAGCGUGGUUGCGCGAUACGUAAUACCCACUAACUAAGUCCGACUGGCCCAACCGCGAAAUAUUAACCUUUCAACUACAUAACAUUACAUGAAAAAUUAACUCUAAAGGUAGAAAUGACACUUUGUGUAUAUAGAUUUUACCUUCGUAAAGCCGGUGAGCUGUCAUUUUCUUUUGGUAAAUUAUUACAUUUUUAAAUUUUAAGAUUAUUUUUCUAAUUUGUUUUUGUUUUUAUGCGUUUUGGGGAUGUCAUAUGACCAGGAUUUUAUUAAAACCAUCUGAUGGAAGCUUAUAUCACUCGACGUGCACAUAUCCACGAACCGGUACAAUGAUGAACACGUGUGUACUUUUCGUUGUUUUGGUUUUUAUUUCAAAGUACGAUGAAGUAUUUUCAGACAAAACUGUUUUGCUGGAGAAAUACGAGGAGGAAAAGUUUAACAAGUGCAAUUGUUGAUCUUUUAAACGGAACGUAUUUCAAUUUAAGUGAUAAAGUAUGUCAGCUACAAAGGAGGGUCGAUGCUGUUGACAGAAUGACAGAUUCCGACUAUCAGUGUCAUUGUAACGAAACUGAAAUUAUUGAAUUCAAACGAUCGAUAUCCAACGGACUUGGAGACUUCUCAAAAAUCUUAUCUGGGUUUGAGAAUGAAAUUCGAAUCUUAAAAGCUGAACAGAUAGAAUUACGAGAACUGUUGGGCGACGGAGUCAGCCAUGCCAGUACAACCACCAACACACAAGCACUCGUCUGUGACGAUGGCUGGAUCAUGUCACCAGGGGGAAAGUGUUACUAUGUUUCUACCUCUCAUGAGAAAACGGAUUGGGCUAAAGCCAUUGACCGAUGUACUGCCAAGGGAGCAAAACUAGUAGAGUUCCGCACGGAUGAGGAAGCCUGGUUCAUGAUGCGCAAUUUGCCGGCACGUGUUUCAUCCGCUGACUACAUAUAUACAGGACGUAGGAGGAAUCAAGGAGGCGCGUGGGUUUUCCUUAGUAAUGACGAGAGAGUCGAUACAUCUGUGCGGUCAUGGGGUGACGGAGAGCCAGAUGGAGGGGUCCAAGAGACGUGCGGAUGUACCAAAAAGGAAGAUAACUUCAUAAUGUGGGACUGUCUCUGUACAGGAUAUAGUGUCUUUUACAUCUGCGAAACUUUGGCCAGAACUGCACGUACGACUACCGCCACCACUACUACAGUUACUCCCCGAGUCUGUGACGAUGACUGGAUCACAUCUCCGGAAAAGUGUUACUAUGUCGCCAGUCAUACCGAGCAAACAGAGUGGGCUACAGCAAUAAGUCGGUGCAAUGCCAAGGGAGCAAACCUUGUCGAGAUAAAGUCGGACGAGGAAGCUCGAUUUAUAAUGAGUAACCUGCCUUAUCGUGUUGCAAACAGUUACUUCAUAUAUACCGGACGCAAGAGGAACGAAAAGAACGAAUGGGUUUUCCUCAGCAACAACGAGCUAGUCGAUACGUCCGUAAGGUCAUGGGCUAGCGGAGAACCAGACGGAGGAUCACAGACCUGCGGAUGUAAAAAGGCGGACAACUUUAAGAUGCAUGAUUGUGUCUGUACCGGGUUUACCGAAUACUAUAUCUGCGAAAUUGUGCGUUAGGAAUCUGGUCCCAUAUAUUUACCAAAAUGUUUGUUUCGACAUGUAAUUUCUUAAGAUCAAGUUUCUUCUGUUGGGUUUCUUUGUGGUAAGGUGGAGCAGGUAAUUAUUCUUUGUCACACAAAUAAUGAAACCUGCAAAGUAGCCACGCUGUUAAACUCGGGAGUGUCUAAAGCGCACCAUAGGGUCAUUCGUUUGACCGAUUUGACUUUAAGUACACAUAAACAC